Ostrinia furnacalis (Asian corn borer) is the source of this 606-nucleotide messenger RNA. RefSeq names its product fatty acid-binding protein 2-like. The record is from RefSeq and is a predicted model, not a curated record. The transcript is spliced from 5 exons. Lineage: Eukaryota; Metazoa; Arthropoda; Insecta; Lepidoptera; Crambidae. Bases 36 to 458 code for a protein of 140 amino acids. Gene Ontology annotation, molecular function: lipid binding.
UCAACGACUGUCGUUAAAGUCGAACGAACGAAACAAUGACAACGAUGGACGAUUAUUUGGGAAAAAGUUAUGUGAUGAUCAGCGAAGACAACUUUGAAGCCUAUCUUGAGUAUUUAGGCAUGGGAUACAUAAAGCGCAAAAUAGCCGUGAAAGUGCGUCCGACGCAGACGCUGCGACGGAACGCGAGCGGGACCUACACGUUCAGUGUGCACGGGGCCUUAUUUCACUGGGAGAUCAUGUUCACGCCCGGUGUGGAGUUCGAUGCCACCUCGCCUGACGAUAUCCAGCUCAAAGGACUAAUAACAUUUGAGGGCAAUGUGAUGACACACAAACAGUCUGACAACGAGGGCAGAGUGUCCACACAUAAGCUCGAAUUCGGACCCGAGGUGACGAUCGUGACAACCACUGUGGAGGGAUGGGAUAUAGUAGCAACACGAAUUUAUAAGUUAGUUAAAUAGUUUAUGUAUCUUUAAGUUAUUUGUAGGUAUUAUUGAUAAAUAUAAUUUUAAUUGUUUGACCAGACCAUAAAGCAUGAACGUUGUAUUAAUUGAAUUAUUUUAUAAUUAUUUUUGUUUCUAUAUUUUUAAUAUAUCAAGUAUACUUUAA